This is a messenger RNA of Emiliania huxleyi CCMP1516, 1896 nucleotides long. RefSeq lists its product as hypothetical. Bases 1 to 1896 code for a protein of 631 amino acids. Gene Ontology annotation, molecular function: ubiquitin binding. NCBI's taxonomy places the organism in Eukaryota, Haptophyta, Isochrysidales, Noelaerhabdaceae. The record is from RefSeq and is a predicted model, not a curated record. Gene Ontology annotation, biological process: double-strand break repair via homologous recombination; protein deubiquitination. The transcript is spliced from 11 exons.
AUGCUCGCCCUCGCUCUUCUCGCGACGCCCUCAACCGCCGCCUCUCGCCCCCGUCCGCGGCGCGGGGGGGCACUCAUCGACACGCGCAACCGCACCGACUUCAGCACCAAGCUCGAGACCGACGCGCCGACGCUCGCCCUCGCGGCGUCUGCCUCGCGCAAACCCAACAAGGCCGCGGAGCUCCUGCUCCACCAAGACGUCCUCGGGGGUGGGGGGGCGCUGUUCGGUGCCCGUCCGGACCUCGCCUCCUUUGGCGAGGCUGCCGGCGCGGUCAAGAAUGGCGACGUCUCGCUCGCCGACUCCACCGCCAACUCCGUCGGUGUCACGUGCGGCGGCGGCGGCGCCCCUGUGUGGUGCGCGGAGCCGCCGCCGCCGCUCACCGAGCUCUGCGUCUCCGAGGAUCCGAUAAAGGCCUCGGGCUCCACGAGCAACGAGACGGUCUGCACGACCGCCACGGCCCACUCCAAGGGCGAGGCCGACGAGACGGACACAAAGAACAAGCCUGUCCCGGGCUCCACGACGGACGAGGCGGACUGCACGACCGCCACGGCACACUCCAACGUCGAGAUCGGGAUCGGUAAGACCUACCCGACUACCUCCAUGAAGCUCAACAUCGGCGCCUACGCCGAGCUCGCCCCCUUAUUUGACGAGACUUCCGGCGCGACGAAGAUCGGCGACCCCUCACUCGAGGAGAGCUUCACGACCGCCACGCCCCUCUCAGAGGUCGAUGUGGCCUCGCUGCUCUUCCUCAACCCUUGUGCGGCCGUGCUGGCGCUGCUCCUCGCGGCGUGCCUUGGGCAGGUCAAGAAGAAGAGCGUGGAGCGCAGCAGCCACGCAGAGAUCUCCGUACCCUUGCUUUCCAGCACGCGUGCUCUCCGAGUUGGCAUUGUGAUCCUCUUCUUCCUGCAGGGCGUAUGCGGCACCCCACCGUCCCCACCGCCGCCGCUGCCACCGGGUUUCCCUGGCGGCUACUUCAUCACCGGCCCGUGCUCGCUCACGGACGGCGGCUGGUGCGCCGCGUCGCCAAACUACCCGAACAGCUACGGCAACAGCGAGGAGUGCACCAUCAGCGGUGUGCCGCCGGUCGGGCUGGAGGUGAUCGGUUUUGAUGUGGAGGCGUACGGCUGCCGCUACGACUAUCUCACCGUCAACGGCACAAAGUACUGCGGCACCUCGGGGCCGAGUGGCGCGGUGGCGGAGGACGGCGUCAUCGAGUGGCGGUCGGAUGGCUACGUAGUCAAGUCGGGCUGGAAGAGCGAGGACCAGCUCCGCAACCUGAUCGAGGAGGCUACCCUGAUCGAGGAGCCGACGUCUGCCGACGACGGCGGCGUCGUCUACGCGUAUGAGAACAGCGGUGCGGUCGCGAUAAUCGGCUCGACCGUGUCGGGCUGCUCUGCUAAUAACGGCGGCGUCGUCUACUCGGCGAACAGCGGUGCGGUCUCGAUAACCGGCUCGACCGUGUCGGGCUGCUCUGCUGAUGGCGAUUACGGGUACAGCGGCGUCGUCUACGCGUUUCGCAGCGGUGCGGUCUCGAUAAGCGGCUCGAGCGUGUCGGGCUGCUCGGCUGGCGCUGACGGCGGCGUCGUCUACGCGCUUCAGAACAGCGGUGCGGUCGCGAUAAUCGGCUCGACCGUGUCGGGCUGCUCUGCUAAUUGGGGCGGCGUCGUCUACGCGUUUCGCAGCAGUGCGGUCUCGAUAAGCGGCUCGAGCGUGUCGGGCUGCUCGGCUCGCGAUAACGGCGGCGUCGUCUCCGCGUAUAACAGCGAGUCCCUCUCCAUCGCGGGUGUCGACUUCAUCAACAACUCGGCUUCAACAGGCUCGGUGCUGUACCUGCAAAACCACGAACAAACCUCCAUCAGCAACGCCUCCUUCACUGGCAACGACGGGCUCCUUUAA